GGAGCUGGCAGCCCGCUCAGGAUAUUCCCUGGAAGGAGUCAUGGCCCAGCGAGGAGCCCCCGCCUCCUGACGGCGAGGAGGUAAAGACACGCAAAGGACCGUGAGACUCUGAGCGGCACCGUCAUGGACCCAAACAUUCACGCUCUGGAGCUGUUGGGGGUCUUCUUCUCUGGGGGGGCCUGGCUCUGCUCGCUGGCCACCACCCUGAUGUCCACCUGGCUCACGCUCUCCACCGACCUGCUCCCCACCGAGAGCUAUGAGCUGGGGCUGUGGGAGACCUGCGUGGUGCAGGAGCACGGGUCGCUGAUGUGUCGCCCCUACGACAGCCUCCUGGGCCUGCCGCCGGACAUCAAGCUGGCCCGGAUCCUCAUGUGUGUGACGCUGGCCGCCGGGCUGCUCGGACUCCUGCUGGCCAUCCCCGGCUUGCACGUGGUCAACAGCUGCCAUGACCAGCUGGAGGACCUCCGCUGCAAGAGGGCACUGAAGAUGGCAGGGGGCACGCUGUGCCUGGCGGCCGGGAUCCUGGGGCUCAUCCCGGUCUCGUACAUCGCCCACAUGGCGGUGUUGCGGUUCUUCGACGAGUCGAUGCCGGAGGUGGUGCCGCGCUGGGAGUUCGGGGACGCUCUGUUCUGCGGCUGGACAGCGGGAGUUCUUCACCUGGUGGCAGGGACGCUGCUGCUGUCUUCCUGUUUGUGUCUGCAGAGGGAGAACUGUAACGCGCCCGUCCACGUCCCUCUGGUGAGGGUGAGGGAGCAGCCAGGACAGUCCCCCAUCAAGAUCAAAUCUGAGUACGUCUGAGACGAUCAGGGACGCCACAAGUCUGUUUCCAUAGCUACUCCCAGUAAAACUGAUUGUUUCCCCAGUGAGGCUCUGAAUGGCAGAUUUAAUGUUGUAAUGAGACGAAUGUCUAAAACUCUGAUUCAGAAAUACGUAAAGAAAAUAAGUCAUUUUUUAGAGGCGACGAACUCCUCUGCAGCCAGACUUUGUUAAAACACACAAAACCUCAUCACACAAAUUUAUUUUUUCAUGUCUGACGACAAAGAAUGAAAAAAAUAAGACAAAUUCAGGGUCAGAGGGUAGAAACUGUGCUCACACCUGAACAGUCUCCAGAAACUAUUUCAGGCCGACAGCAGAAACAACACUGCUGUAAAAACGUUUGUUUUCCUAAUGAGGCUCUGAAUGAGAGAUUUAAGCUGCAGUGGAAGAUAAAAGAGUCAAAAGUCUGGCUAGAUUGAAAUUGAAAUAUUUAAAGGUUUUUUUCUCUGUCUGAUUUAACCCCUGAGAACCUAAAGCUCUCCUUACACGUCCUGGUUUGUCUCGCUCGGCUGCAGCUCUUCAAAAUAAAGGUUUGAACAAAGUCCGGCUGCCUCACUGGAGCUCUGGAACAAACUUUUAUUUUGGAAUAUUUCAAUUUCUAGUCGUUAUGAAAUGAGUUUCAAUCAUUCAGAUGUUUUCAUGGAGCCAAAGAGACUAAACGUGCUGCUGUUUCCUGUUUUACUGGUUCAGUAAUAAACAACAACAACAGAUGAUAAACUAUGAUCAAUACUCGAUAUUGAUCGGUUCAGUCAGCGACUGAUGAUGAGGAGUAAAAUCAGAGGUUAUAAAGACAGAAGAGACGAAGCUGCUGAUGUGUUUUAAAUCACUUCACCUUCAAUCAGACAGGAAGCAGUAUUAUUGAUCAUAUUAUUGAUUAUUAUUGAUUAUUAUGUAUGAGUAUUGAUGAUUAUUGAUGAUCAUGCUUUGAAUCAUGUCACUGUU
Epinephelus lanceolatus (giant grouper) is the source of this 1758-nucleotide messenger RNA. RefSeq names its product claudin-24-like. The record is from RefSeq and is a predicted model, not a curated record. Gene Ontology annotation, molecular function: structural molecule activity. NCBI's taxonomy places the organism in Eukaryota, Metazoa, Chordata, Actinopteri, Perciformes, Serranidae. Gene Ontology annotation, cellular component: bicellular tight junction; membrane.